Amphibalanus amphitrite is the source of this 3721-nucleotide messenger RNA. Its product is annotated as cell division cycle 5-like protein. The record is from RefSeq and is a predicted model, not a curated record. Gene Ontology annotation, biological process: mRNA splicing, via spliceosome; regulation of transcription by RNA polymerase II. Gene Ontology annotation, molecular function: DNA-binding transcription factor activity, RNA polymerase II-specific; RNA polymerase II transcription regulatory region sequence-specific DNA binding. NCBI's taxonomy places the organism in Eukaryota, Metazoa, Arthropoda, Thecostraca, Balanomorpha, Balanidae. The transcript is spliced from 15 exons. Gene Ontology annotation, cellular component: spliceosomal complex; Prp19 complex. The coding region runs from base 417 to 2807 and encodes 796 amino acids.
UUGCAUGUAAUUCUAUAACAGAAUAUGUUAAAUGCUAAGAACCUGUGAAAUAGAUAUAUCAUUUCCUAUCAGGGAAUCACCUAGGUGCACUGCCAGUUGCCAGUAUCUUGCUAUAUCACAGCACAGCAACCACUCCAAAAUUUAGCAUUCCUUUGUCUUGUGACUCACCCAUUUAAAGAAUUUCUUGGGUUGCAGGCUGCACUUGGUCAACUUCUGAGUUUGUUUUUAUUGACAACCUGCACAAACAAAGCCUUGGUAGCAAUUAAUGAUGAUCAAAUACAAAUUGCAAUAUUUGUUCAAGAUGCUUGUUUGAAUGGAUAAAAAGAAGCAAGCUUCUGUAGUUAUUGACUGCUAUUGUGGUGCCUAAGCUUUGAGGUCCCAAGUUUAUAUCACAUCCGUGCAAAUAAUAUAUCAAGAUGCCUCGUGUCUUCAUCAAGGGAGGAAUAUGGAGGAAUACAGAGGACGAGAUCCUGAAGGCGGCCGUCAUGAAGUACGGCAAAAACCAGUGGUCGCGGAUCGCCUCGCUGCUGCACCGCAAGUCGGCCAAACAGUGCAAGGCGCGCUGGUACGAGUGGCUCGACCCGAGCAUCAAGAAGACAGAGUGGAGCCGUGAGGAGGACGAGCGGCUUCUCCACUUGGCCAAGCUGAUGCCCACCCAGUGGCGCACGAUCGCGCCCAUCAUCGGCCGCACGGCCGCCCAGUGCCUGGAGCGAUACGAACUGCUGCUUGACCAGGCGCAGAAGAAGGAGGACCUGGAUGAGGCUGACGACCCGCGGAAGCUGAAGCCGGGCGAGAUCGACCCCAACCCGGAGACGAAGCCGGCCCGGCCCGAUCCGCAGGACAUGGACGAGGACGAGCUGGAGAUGCUGUCGGAGGCGCGCGCUCGUCUCGCCAACACACAGGGUAAAAAGGCCAAGCGGAAGGCGCGCGAGAAACAACUAGAGGAGGCGCGUCGGCUCGCCUCGCUGCAGAAACGGCGCGAACUGUACGCUGCCGGCAUUGAGAUCAAUCCGCGCAUCAAGAAAAAGAAGCGUGGUAUCGACUAUAACGCCGAGAUUCCGUUUGAGAAGCGUCCGGCGAAGGGAUUAUACGAUUCCACGGAGGACGAGUACGACCCGCUGGCACCGGACUUCAAACGGCUGAGGCAGCAGCACCUGGAUGGCGAGCAGCGCAGUGAGAAGGAGGAGCGUGAGCGUCGCAAGGACAAGGAGAAGGUGAAGAAGCGGAAGGAGAACGACAUCCCGGACGCGCUGCUGCAGAACCAGGAGCCGGCCAAGAAGCGCUCCAAGCUGGUGCUGCCGUCGCCGCAGAUCACCGACCAGGAGCUGGAGCAGGUGGUUAAGGUCGGCAAGGCGUCGGAGGCGGUCCGUGAGCUGGCUGAGGAGGGCACGGACCGCGCCACGGACGCUCUGUUGUCUGACUACACGGCCACGCCGGCUGGUGGAGCGCUGCGCACCGCCCGGACGCCCAUGGCGCAGACGGACCGCGUGCUGCAGGAGGCGCAGAACAUCAUGGCUCUCACGCACACAGACACGCCUCUGAAGGGCGGUGUCAACGCGCCGCUGGUGGACGCCGAUUUCGGCGGCAUCACGCCCGCCAAGCCGGACGUCGCCACGCCCAACACAAUGCUGACCACGCCCUACCGCACGCCGCGAGACAACCCGGGUCAGACGCCCGGCGGGUUCAGCACCCCGGGCCUGUCGCGCGCCGGCCGUACUCCUCUGGCCACACCGCUGAGGGAUAAGCUGGCCAUCAACCCGGAGGAUGCGCUGGAGGCGGAGGCCGGCGGGAAACAUCUGCAGCUCCAGAUGAAGGAGCAGCUGCGUAUGGGCCUGUCGUCGCUGCCGGCGCCGCGGAACGACUUUGAGAUCGUGGUGCCGGACGACGAGCCGGCGCCGGAGGAGGCGUCGGCCGGCAGCCACGCCGACCUAGUGCCCGACCAGGCAGACGUCGAGGCGCGUCGUGAGCAGGACGAGCGGGAGAGGCGCGAGCGCGAGCUGCGCGCCCGCUCCCAGACGCUGCAGCGCGGCCUGCCGCGCGCCACUGAGGUGAACGCGUCUGUGCUGCGGCCGACCAACGUGGAGCCGCCGCUGUCGGAGCUGCAGAAGGCGGAGGAGUUGAUAAAACGUGAGAUGAUUGUGAUGCAGCGGUACGACGGCCUGCACGACCCGGUGCCGGGCACAUCUCAGCCGGCGCUGCAGCAGUACCAGUCCUACCUGGACACCCACCCGUACCAGCAGGUGCAGCCGCACGAGAUGCAACAGGCCAAGGAGAUUCUGCGCCGUGAGAUGGAGGUGGUGAAGCAGGGUAUGGGCCACGGAGACCUCACCAAGGAGGCCUACCGACAGGUCUGGCUUGAGUGUUUGUCACAGGUGCUGUUCCUUCCCAGCCAGAGCCGUUACACGCGUGCCAACCUGGCUAGCAAGAAAGACCGCAUCGAGUCUCUUGAAAAGCGACUCGAGCUGAACCGCACGCACAUGACCCGAGAGGCCAAACGGGCUGCCAAGCUGGAGAAGAAACUGAAAAUUCUCACAGGAGGGUACCAGUCCCGCAGCACUGCGCUCUCUAAGCAGCUACAGGACGCCACCGAACAACUGGACCAGGCGCGACUCGAAUUGGCCACCUUCUCGGCACUGAUGGAGCACGAGCAGGCCGCCAUCCCGCGACGACUGCAGUCGCUAUCGGAGGACGUCAGUCGACAGACGGAGCGGGAACAGCUGCUGCAGCGGCGCUACCAGCUGCUCAAACAGCGGCUCGAGGAGCUGCAGCCGGCAGCUGCCGCCGGACACGGCCAGGUCGACGGCUAAGGUGGGCCAGGGUGGGCUGUCGGCCGCGGCAGAGACACUGCAGGACUCGGAGUGGGCUGUGUAGGGUGUGAUGUCGGCCUGGGCCCAGUCAUACUGCGGCUAGCGGCUCCUGUGUGGUGUCAGUCCGGAUCGGCCAUACAGUGGCUAGUGGUUCUGAGUCCCGCCGACCAAGCGCUGAAGGCAGUGACAGGCGUCAGGCUCGGCGAGUCUCUAGACAGCCUCCGAGGCUCCGAGACUCCAGGAUCUUCAGACACUGAAGUCUGCAGAAGUUAAUGAUUCCCCGACAAUAACUGGGUGAGACGGAGCGCGCUGUGGACGGAUAGUGUGACGGGCGCCCAUCGCCGCUGCGAGUCCAGACUGAGGUGUGUCUGUAUGUGUGUGUGUGUAUUUAGAGGGACAGUGGUGCAGCGACGUGAGGCAGUGACUAGUGAAGUGAGGCAGCGCAUUGCGGUGUGGGACGGGAAUACUACACUGACGCUGGGGCUGGCUGAAGAUCGCGUUUGAGACGCAUCGGCCCACCGUUUGAGACGCAUCGGCCCAGCGUUCAGGGUAGCGUGGAAAAGUCUGCGUGUACUGAGGAUGACCCGGACGUGUGCCCUCUGCUCCGGAUUCGCUCUCCGUGAUCUGUAGUCGUCCCGAGUUUCACUAGACGGCGCUGGCUGCGCCUGUCUGAGCGUCUCUGGUGCUACUUUCCGGUCUCCCACCACUCACUAUCGGUCGCUCUUCGCCUGAAUACCGGCUGCUCCGCGUCGGGCACGGACCGUUUCUUUUUUAUAACAGAUUGUUGAUGUGAGUAGGUUGUAUCUUUUUAGGCAUUUUCUCAUUUGGAAAGGACAGAUUUGUUGGACCGUGGAUGUAAUAUCUGCAUUGAUUUAGCCAGGUUGUCAUCAUUUCUCAAUACAUCUUAAAUAACA